Messenger RNA from Macrosiphum euphorbiae (potato aphid), 846 nucleotides. NCBI's taxonomy places the organism in Eukaryota, Metazoa, Arthropoda, Insecta, Hemiptera, Aphididae. The record is from the annotation of a GenBank genome assembly.
AUGAAGCCGGGCCAAGUUAUAGGAAUGCUGUGCAAUGUUUGCAAACAAAUUAUCAAAAUCAAUGAUAAAAAUCAUAUUUGCUCAUUUGAUAAUCAUUUAAAAUAUCUUAUUUUAGCUCAACGGACACCCAUUUCAACAAAUAUUUUUCGAUCAUUUAAUGAUGAUAUUUUAAAUAAUACACAUGAAACAGAAUCUCUUGAAGAAGUAGUUGAAGUGUGCUUAGAAACGCAAAGCAAAGAACCAGAACAUGAUGAUGACGAUGAUUCAGAAAUGUUGUCAACAUUAAUUAGUUCAAUUCGUCAACGUCGUCCUUUGUGGGACUAUAGGGUUCCAUUAUCAGCUAGAUUCGAACCCAUAAAAAAAUUGUUGUGGAGUGAAGUAUAUGCCGAAUUAAAAGGUGAAUAUUCUAUUGAUAUUUUAAAAAAUAAAUGGAGAUAUUUAAGGGAAAAAUAUAAUAGAGAAAAUAAAAAACCAAAAAGUGGCAGUGGUAGUGAAAAAAGAAAAAGUUGGGUACAUAUGCAAUCUUUGCAGUUUUUGGAUGAUGUCAGCACAAAAAAUAAAAAAACCUCCAGCAACUUUUCACUUACUUUUGAAAUUCCAGAUUCAGAAGUUACACCAUGUAAAAGGAAGAGAGAUGAAUCAUCCUUUCAGGAAGGCACCGUAAAUGAAAUUCAAGCAUCCAGAAAAAUACCACCACAACCAUAUGAACAGCCUCAAGAAGCUGAUAAUGAAGACACUAGUUUUGCUAAAUAUAUUAUUAACAUUAUGAAACAUAUACCUAAAAAACAGAAAAUCGUCCUUCAAAGUGAAAUUAUUUCAAAUUUGGUACAGUAUAUUGAUGAUUAA